Molecule: messenger RNA, 1386 nt
Organism: Culex pipiens pallens (northern house mosquito)
Lineage: Eukaryota; Metazoa; Arthropoda; Insecta; Diptera; Culicidae
Exons: 2
Coding region: 37-615 (192 amino acids)
Source: RefSeq, a predicted model, not a curated record
UUUCGCUAGAAAAUCUUCCAGCCAAAUUCUAGUAACAUGCCUGAAAAUCUUUCUAAGUUCUACACUUCUUCCGGCCCCUUUGAAAAAAGCGGAAACUCGAUUCCUCAACCCAAUGACCACCACUCAACUUUCCCCCAAGAACCCUUCGCAUCCCUUCCGGAUGUCCACACACGGUUGCAGCAAAUCGAAAGCAAGUUGAGCCGCCUUCAAACCAACUUCCAUGAAGUCUUCUCCAAAGUAGAGGCCGGUGUGGCACGUUGUCAACGGGCGAUCGAGUCGUUCAAGUCCAUAACUUCCCAAAUCGAGGGAUUUGCCGAAGAUCACCAGCGAAACAUGGUCAUUAAGGUGAAGUUUGGUCAUGAAGACCCGACAGCGCAGCAAGGCCCUUCCAGCGUAAGAACUGAGUCACUGACGGAGCAGAUAUUGUCCAGUUCGACCGAACCUGAGUUCAAGAAGGUUGGAAAAGGCAAACGGCUUGGUCGGGUGCUGUCCAGAAUCAAGCAGAACGUUAGGAAAGUCUUCAGUGGUCCGUGCCUGGUGACGCCAAUAUUGGAAAUUUAUCCUGCGAGGAUGUUCCCGAAGCCCGAUGCUGCCAAGAGCGGUGGACGCCAAUAGCCAACUGUGGAAUUUGCAUCGUAAUUCGGUAAAAUUUAAUAAAUAUGCUAAUGAUUUACCCUUUGUUUUGCUCAAUAUUAACUUUUAUUUAUGGGAGAUGGCUUGUAAUAACUGGACAGAACAAUAAAAUCACUGUAACCCAUGUUGGAAAAUAUAAUUAAAAAGAAAGAAAUAAAUAUCGAAAAAACUGUCGAAAGUUAUGUCGACGUCAUCGUGCUAUCUUAUCGCACGCCGCUUUUUGACGUUCCGAACGCGUUUUAAUGUUUGACCUUGAAUAAACGAAAACUAGAGCACGCAAUGUAAACAAUAACAAACACAUAUUCUUUGACUGACCGUACUGAGAAUUGUCCCGAAUUUUGGUUGAAAUUGGUUGCCGGAGUCCAGAGUUAUAAUUACAAAUGUUUAAAGUAGUCGGGCAAGUACGUGUGUCAAACGCGUUCUGCCUUAAUUCCCUUUGGCCAGUUGUCGCACUAACAUCAACGUGGUGUGUCAAAAUAGCACGAUUAGAUCGAAACUACUUCCAUAUAUCUAAAAUAAUGAUUAAACAUUGGCUGAAUUCUCGGAUUAGUUUUCAAAAAGCCGUAAGAGCCAAUGGUAAACAAAGCCUUUUUUGCCUCGGUUUUCGACCUACUUACGAAAAACCAGUUUCAAAAAUGCUUAAGAUUGUUCAUCUACACGUCCUUCAAGUGCCCCAAACAUAAAUUAAAUGAAAUUUUGCUACAAUUUUCAGAAAAACGAAUAUUAGUGUCGGAGGUCACGGUGGCUCUUACG